AGCGUGUGUUCCUUCCAAGCCUGGUCAGAUGCUGCAUACGAUUAACGUUACUGCAACUGCAAGGAAGCCGUAGCAAGACGUUUCGACUCGAACAGGGGUUUUGUGGUGUGUUUUCUGUGUAACUCCAUCCAGCAUUGUACGAUCGUAUAAGAGUCGGAUUGUCAACAUCAGAGUUCUUCACUGGGAGACGGAUCGGCUCCAAGUUUCAUCUGAGUCAUCGUUUCUGGGACCGUUUCUCCUUCGUGCUUUCCGGGAAGUGCACUGUUUGGGAGAGGCAGGAGAGCCGUGCGCUGCUUAAAAGACUGCGAUGCACCGCUUAAGGACUUGUGCUGCACGCUUGCGGCCUCUCACGGCCUCACAGACUGCCCAAAGCGCUUCUUCUCAGACGCGGCCGGCGGCAGCGGGCGCCCCAAGGACGUUCCAGCACAUCCGGUGCUACACGGCGCCCGUCGCUGCCGAGCCCUUCCUCAAUGGAACAAGUUCGAACUAUGUUGAGGAAAUGUACUAUGCCUGGCUGGAGAACCCCAAGAGUGUGCACAAGUCUUGGGAUAUAUUUUUCCGUAACGCUAAUGCGGGUGCCCCCCCGGGCACGGCGUACCAGAGUCCUCCCCCGUUGGGCGUGAGUCUGUCGGGUCUCUCCCAGGCCCAGGCCCUGGUGGGGGCCCAGCCCAACGUGGAGAAGCUGGUAGAGGAUCACCUCGCCGUCCAGUCCCUCAUCAGGGCUUACCAGAUUCGUGGGCAUCAUGUUGCCCAGUUGGACCCCCUCGGGAUUAUGGACGCCGAUCUCGAUUCGUGCGUCCCCACCGAUAUAAUAACGUCGUCGGACAAGCUUGGGUUCUACGGUCUGGACGAGUCGGACCUGGACAAGGUGUUCCGGCUGCCCACCACCACCUUCAUCGGGGGCAGCGAGAGCGCCCUACCCCUCAAGGAGAUUAUCCGCCGUCUGGAGAUGGCGUACUGCCAGCACAUCGGCGUGGAGUUCAUGUUCAUCAACGACCUGGACCAGUGCCAGUGGAUCCGGCAGAAGUUUGAGAAGCCCGGGGUCAUGCAGUUCAGCCUGGAGGAGAAGAGGACGCUGCUGGCCCGCAUGGUCCGCUCCACCAGGUUUGAGGAGUUCCUGCAGAGGAAGUGGUCGUCUGAGAAGCGCUUCGGUCUGGAGGGCUCCGAGUCGCUCAUCCCCGCUCUGAAGACCAUCAUCGACAAGUCCAGCGAGAACGGCGUGGAGAGCGUCAUCAUGGGCAUGCCCCACAGGGGCCGUCUGAAUGUGCUGGCCAACGUGAUCAGGAAGGAGCUGGAGCAGAUCUUCUGCCAGUUUGACUCCAAGCUGGAGGCCGCAGAUGAGGGCUCUGGGGACGUCAAGUACCACUUGGGCAUGUUCCACCGGCGCAUCAACCGCGUGACUGACCGCAACAUCACGCUGUCGCUGAUGGCCAACCCGUCCCACCUGGAGGCCGUGGACCCCGUGGUGCAGGGCAAGACCAAGGCCGAGCAGUUCUACUGCGGAGACACCGAGGGCAACCGGGUGAUGUCCAUCCUGCUUCACGGAGAUGCAGCCUUCGCUGGUCAGGGCAUCGUUUACGAGACCUUCAAUCUGGGUGACCUCCCCUCAUACACCACGCACGGCACCAUCCACGUGGUGGUCAACAACCAGAUCGGCUUCACGACUGACCCGCGCAUGGCCCGCUCCUCGCCCUACCCCACGGACGUGGCGCGCGUGGUGAACGCGCCCAUCUUCCACGUGAACGCGGACGACCCCGAGGCCGUCAUGUACGUGUGCAACGUGGCCGCCGAGUGGAGAGCCACCUUCCACAAGGACGUGGUCGUCGACCUGGUGUCAUACCGGCGUAACGGGCACAACGAGAUGGACGAGCCCAUGUUCACCCAGCCCCUGAUGUACAAGCAGAUCAAGAAGCAGAAGCCCGUGCUGCAGAAAUAUGCCGAGAAGCUCAUCGCCGAGGGAGUGGUCACCCGGCAGGAGUACGAGGAGGAGAUCGCCAAGUACGACAAGAUCUGUGAGGAGGCCCACGCACGCUCCAAAGAUGAGAAGAUCCUCCACAUCAAGCACUGGCUGGACUCCCCAUGGCCUGAUUUCUUCACCCUGGACGGCCAGCCUAAGAGCAUGAGCUGCCCCUCUACUGGUCUGACCGAGGAGGAGCUCAACCACAUCGGCAAGAUCGCCUCAUCUGUGCCCGUGGAAGACUUCACCAUCCACGGAGGUCUGAGCCGUGUGCUGAAGGGCCGUGGCAACAUGGUGGAGAACCGUCUGGUGGACUGGGCGCUGGGAGAGUACAUGGCCUUCGGCUCGCUGCUGAAAGAGGGCAUCCACGUGCGCCUCAGUGGACAGGACGUGGAGAGAGGAACUUUCAGCCAUCGGCAUCACGUUCUUCAUGACCAGAAUGUGGACAAGAAGGUUUGCAUCCCCAUGAACCACAUCGCCCCCAACCAGGCCCCCUACACCGUCUGCAACAGCUCCCUCUCUGAGUACGGCGUGCUGGGCUUCGAGCUGGGCUUUGCCAUGGCCAGCCCCAACGCUCUGAUCCUGUGGGAGGCCCAGUUCGGGGACUUCCACAACACGGCCCAGUGCAUCAUCGACCAGUUCAUCAGCCCGGGCCAGGCCAAGUGGGUCCGCCAGAACGGCAUCGUGCUGCUGCUGCCCCACGGCAUGGAGGGCAUGGGUCCUGAGCACUCUUCUGCCCGCCCUGAGAGGUUCCUGCAGAUGUGCAACGAUGACCCCGAUGUCUUCCCUUCCAUCGCUGGGGACUUUGCCGUCCAACAGCUGUACGACUGCAACUGGAUCGUAGUCAACUGCUCCAAUCCAGGCAACUACUUCCACGUGCUGCGUCGACAGAUCCUGCUGCCCUUCCGCAAACCCCUCAUCGUUUUCACCCCCAAAUCCCUCCUGCGCCACCCAGAGGCCAAGUCCAGCUUCGACGACAUGCUCCCAGGGACACACUUCCAGCGCAUCAUCUCAGACCAGGGUCCGGCCUCCCAGAACCCUGAGGGGGUGAAGCGCGUGAUCUUCUGCACAGGGAAGGUGUACUACGAGCUGGCACGCGAGCGCAAGGAGCGCGGCAUGGAGGACACUGUUGUCAUCACUCGUGUUGAGCAACUGUCUCCGUUCCCCUUCGACCUGGUGAAGGCCGAGACGGACAAGUACCCAAAUGCUGACCUGCUGUGGAGCCAGGAGGAGCACAAGAACCAGGGUUACUAUGACUACGUCAAGCCCCGCAUCCGUACCACCAUCGACCGCAGCCGCCCCGUCUGGUAUGCUGGCCGUGGGCCCGCAGCAGCCCCAGCCACUGGUAACAAGAAGACCCAUCUGCACGAGCUGGAGCGCUUCAUGGAUACGGCCUUCAACCUCAACGCCUUCGAGGGCCAGUCCUAGCCCCCCUCCCCCUCCCCGCUCCCCCAGCCUCCCCCCUCCCCCUCCGCUCUCCUCUACAAGCCUCUGCAGUACCGUCCCCCCUACCCAAAUCACCCCUGCUAUUCACCUUUUCAAACACAAUUGAAAAAAAAAAAACAUAUACAUAUAUAUACACACAUUCCGUGUUUAUGUAUAUAUAUACACCUGUAUAACCGGCCAGAUGCUCUGGAGUUCUAAGGCCCAGGGGUUCUAACCAAUGGCCUUCAAAACAGCCCAAAGAGAGCAAUAACUUUGCAAAGCUGUGGAGAUAAGAUCACGGCAAUCAUGCCCACCCUAGACCAGACAUCUCACCUAGUGCAAGUCGACGCAAAUGUCUAAUUCCUUCCUGCGCCAUCCAAAACACACAUACACACACAUACACUGGUUAGAUCUCAGUCCCUUUUGACGCUGGGCAGCCCAUUUAGUAGUGCGGGAAACAGCACUCUCAGAGUACGUUUGCUUAGUUUGGGAGAGCACUUUGAGUAUCACAAGUCUUAAGCAUGUUUCCCUGCCAACGACCCCUUUAGCUGCGGAGUCGGAGUCUAAAAUGCAUUGCAUUCUGGGAGUUAUCUGCUUACGGCCGUGAUUAUGACCUCACAACCUUUUGCUCCUCUUCCGUUUUUUUUUUCUUUUCUUUUCUUUUUUUUUUUUUACAAUAAUUAUUAUUAUUAUUGCUAUUUAUGUUAUGACUGUAUACUUUUAAGGAGCACUGCUAGAAAAGACAAAAAAAAAAAUACAUUACAGGAAAGAAAAAAAACGCUAUUUUUUUUUGCCAUUUUUAGGGGGAUACCUCAUCAGACGCACACCAUAGUGCUCCCUCAGUGGGGCAUGGCUUAUCUAUGAAUUGACAGGUGUUACAAUGAGGAAUGUAUGUAACAAUAAACCUUUUUUUUCAAGUACAA
Messenger RNA from Sardina pilchardus (European sardine), 4305 nucleotides. It is a transcript of the gene ogdhb, whose product is annotated as oxoglutarate dehydrogenase b. Lineage: Eukaryota; Metazoa; Chordata; Actinopteri; Clupeiformes; Clupeidae. Gene Ontology annotation, cellular component: oxoglutarate dehydrogenase complex; mitochondrion. Gene Ontology annotation, biological process: tricarboxylic acid cycle. The record is from RefSeq and is a predicted model, not a curated record. Bases 308 to 3385 code for a protein of 1025 amino acids. Gene Ontology annotation, molecular function: thiamine pyrophosphate binding; oxoglutarate dehydrogenase (succinyl-transferring) activity. The transcript is spliced from 23 exons.